GCAGCAUGAAAGGAAUUCGCAGAGAGCUCGUCGGGUCAGAGAGAUUUCUCUCGGGUUGAGUCUUUGGAUUCGGCUCUCACGACUGCUCACGACCGUGGUGUGAGUAGCGAAUGUUUACUCGUUUCCACGCUGGUUUCAUAAUGCCUCGCAUUUUUUCGUAUGAAUUUGCCCCAUGUCAAAUCCCAUGCAUUUUUGUUAGGAUAAUUAUAGGUUGAGAUUAACAGCAUGGAUUACAUGGAUAUUGCGAAAAAUGAAGACGGCUUAGAACCGCAGGAUGCAAAUCACAGGGUGGAAAAGCUCAAGGAAGCACACCUUUUGUUAAAGAAAAAACUCAGCUUAUCCCACGAAUUAAUAAAGCAAUAUAAUGACAAAUUAAAGGAAUGUCAAGAAGUCAAUACUGAAUUGGAAGUAACCAAGCAUAAUGCAGAAACAAUAACACAAAAGCAUAGUUCAAGCUUGAUUAAAAUCACGCAAUUAUCACAAGAAAAUGAUGAGUACCGCCAAAAGAUUGAGAAUUUUUCAAAGACGAUAUCGGAUCAGGAAAUCAAAAUUGCAGCAGAUCGACAGCAUGUACAACAGCUUAUGUGCAAAAUGCAGGAGUCGGAGCAGAUGCACUUAUCGGAAUCUAAAAAAGUGAAUCACUGGAAAGAGAAAGCAAAGAUGUUAGAAAACCAGUUGAAGGAAGUCAAAAAGUUACACGAAGUUCAAAUUAAAGAAAAGGAAACGCAAAUCGACGUUCUAAAAACUGCUGGCACUGUGAAAAAUCAAACUAAAAAGGAAACCAAGAUCACACACGAGAAAUCUACGUGUAUCGGUAAUGAACUUGAACCAGUCAUAUUGAGACCGAAAAUGGUGGACAAAUGCGUAUUGACGAACGAUUUUUACAGCAUAAAAGAUGAUCCGUACCCUCUAUUUUGUACAAAAUGUGAAGUAAAAUUGGACCCUGCUCCAUUGGACCAGAUACUCGACAAGAUGUCAACCUGUCCUGAUCUCAUCACAGAAGUUACAUCCCCCCCUAGAAAACCUAUGAUCACCAGACCGCACACAAACCCUCAAGAUUCAGUACAAAGGGAAUUGAUACAGCCUGAAGCCAUAAGUGACAAUGUAUGCACUCUAAGUCAAAAUUUGGAACAUACAGAGAAGAUUUCUGACAUAUCAAAGUCCGAUUUCAAGCGAUUGGAGCAUAAAAUUUGCCUGCUUGAACGGGAGCUGCAAAAAACGAGAAAGAAAGAUAUGCGAAUCAGAAAUCAAUGUUCCAGUUGCCAGCAUCUCAAAAACUGUUACGUAGCGCCACCCUAUCAUAAUAUAUUUCAAUCUGGAGCUAUGAUGCAAACUCAAGCUGAAUUUCUAGAAUUUAAAAAUUGGCAACAAGGUUUGAUAAAUCGGAAGAGAAGGUGCCCAAUUAAUAGCCAAAAAUCUGGUAGGCGUCGAAAAAAGUGGAUGAGAAAACAAAAAUUGCAAGACGGUACAUCAGAAUGGCACAUUGAUCCUAUUCCAGUAAGAGAACCUAUAGAUUUCAAUCAUGGCAAUAUGCUUAGAACGCAUUCUGAGACAUCGAACGACCAAUUAAGAGCCAAAUCACCUCUGUUGAACUGUCAAGAGACGAAGAUUAAGUCAUCGAAGCGCCACAAGAAAAGAACUAAGGAACUAUUGAACUUAUUUUCUACGAGCUCAUGUGCCACGUCACCAAGUCAUUCAGAUCUUGAUUCAGAUGUAUUCAUGGAUGAAGAACUUUGCGACAAAAAGCAAAUGGACUCGCCGGAAUCUGAUUUGUCCAUGGAUCGAGAAAUAGUUAGAAAUUCUGAUAGAACGUCCGAACAUUUACUUACAAGUGAACCGGUAGAAUGUAUUUCUAAUGAACAAAUUAAAAGUGUGAAGAAAUCACAGCGAAAGUCGACAAAACUUUCGUUAGUGAGAAAAAUGAGGAAUUUAAAAAAGAUCUGCAGUGACACAAAGCCUCCAAUAAAGAAUGUUGUAUCUGUAAGCAACAAAAAACCACAUUUAGUCCAUACUCAAGUGACUGUACAGAAUUCAAAUAUCAAUAACGAACGUGGAAAUGAUGUUGGUUCAACUCAUUUAGUUGAAAAUAAAGCAAGUUUGAAUGUCAACAAUGAUUACAGCCAUGCGAAGAAACAUAGAAUAGCGCAUACCACUCGCAAACCAGGAAACAGAUCUCUCUAUGGUGUGAUUUCCAAUUCAUCAGGAUUACCAAAGAUUAUAGAAUCAGAAAAAUCUUCGUUCGAAGAUAAGUCUGUCAACAAUAAUACAUUGGAUAAUUCUGAGGGUGAAAAUGCUGCAGCAGUUGAAGUAUCCAAUGGCUGUAUAGGUAAUACAGAAAGGACCAGUUACAAGAGAGAUUUCAAUUCCUUAGCUGGGUACGAAGGUGAAAAUAGAUCAAAUGAUAUCAGUGAUACUGAAUUCCCUUCAUUGGCAACUAAACCGAGUGUCACAUGCAGAAAUGGCAACACUGACAAAAUUAGGUCCAAUGAUCGGACAGAUAUGAAGGAAUCUGUUGUGAAUAAAACUUCAGUUAACAAGGAUGUGAUUUCUCGUCAACCAUCUAUUGUUAUACCCAGAAUGUAUUUUGACGUUGCCGGUGUUGUAAAUUCCUCCAGUGGUAUGCAAUGCUCAGAGAGUAUCGAGACAAGAAAAGACUCACCUGUACCUAAUUCUGAUGAAGUUAGCAAAAUCGAUACACCGCUAAGAAUCUUAAGAUCUAAAACCAAAGUCAAAAGGUCUAAUAGUACAAUAUCGUCAAGCACCGAGCCUACACAAACUACUGAAGAUGCAGUUAACCGAAAUCCCACACCUAAUAAGCCUAAGAGAAUAUCACAGUUAACAAACGUGGAACUUGCAUCCCACAGUGAUGUUAUUCAUUCACCAGAGUCUCUUGAUAAUGAUGGUGUGUUAGAGGUAGAAUUAGAUGUUCAUGAUACUUCUAUUUCGGUCGAAUCUGAUGAAUGUGAAGACUCGAAGAACAAAUCAUUCAACAAUGAGAACGCUGUUCCCAUAUUGGCGAAGCGACCAUAUAAAAAGAGAAGAAGAGUUGAUUUGUCAACUCCUAGUCCCAUCAGAGAGUUAAGAUCAAGGAGUAUAUUGUUGAGCCCUUCAAAAAAUUCAUUAAAACAUGACGGUGAGGAAACGAAUAACGAGAUUGCAUCAAAUGCCACAGAGUUAGAGUUAGCAAAGUGUAAUGUCAAUAUGCAAUGCAACAAAAGCUUUGGUCCAAUAUCAUUGCUCGAGCAAUAUUUAACGGAACAAAAGUCCAGUACAUGCAAGAAAUUCAAUAAAAAGCUACAGCAAAGAAAGGAAAAUCUAGUCUUAAAGGAAUUGUCUGAAUUAGUUGUAAACGAGGAAUGGACAAAAAUCGCACUUUCAAAUGCGACUGAAAGGCUUUCACACUUCAAAAAACAUACAUUAGCAAAGUGUACAGUUGACUUCUUGUGCACAAAAGCAAUGGAACAUGAGUUGUUGGAUCGUACUUAUACACCUCCAGCUCCGAUAUUGUCAAAAACACAACAGCGAAUUAUCACUAUGCUGAUUGUCCUAAAUCGAACGAUACCUGACCUAAUCACACUUGUUCAAACUGGGAUUGAGUAUAAGCUUUUCCGGCUGGGUUUCGCACCUGAGGUAGAAGUUGUCGAAGAACUAGUACGCGUAUUCACUGCAUUGGCUCGAAUACAGAAAGACAGGGAAAAAAUUAGAAUUCUAUGCUGCGAUGCUAUAUAUUGCCUUGGGAUGAAGGCAAUCCCUCUCGUGUACACCGUUCUUAUUAGUUGGCCUGAAGUAUUACCCAUGGCUGGAACAAGCAAUGAUCCACUGCUUCUGUGCCUAACUCAGGCGAUAGUUAUGCAGACCGGCGAUACAUCAUUCCCCAAGUUCUUACCCCUGAAAAAGCUUCUUUCCGGCUAUUAUAAGUACACGUCUGACGACCCUUUCUAUACAAAAUUAACGCAGAAUUUUAUGACUGCUUUAAAAGAUAAACGUCAAAACGGUUUGGAUACAGCAAUAAUACUUCUUGCUAAAAAGAAAGGUGCAAUUUGGGCUUAUAAGAAUAUUAUUCAGGGUGGCUUGUUGCAGAUGAUCAUUGAAAGGGUUCAUCCGUCUAUAUACGAUGCCUUUUGUCUCCUAGGUUACAUAAUGCGAUCAUUUUCGGUAAAUGACAAGGAAGGUUUCGUGAAAAACAUCCUUGAACAGCUGUGUGCGCUCAUGGUAUCUGGAGAAGGUUCGAUGCAACAGCAAGAAGGUGUUGCAACAGCACUGAUAAGCUUAAAUCGACACAAAUUAGAUGUCGUGGCAAAGACUCUUUUAAAUUGGAAACCUUGCGAGCCGAUUUCGGAACCAACGACUCAACUGCUGACUAACUUGUUCCGUAUACACCAAACAAAGUGGUGGCUUAAAUUUAUCCGAAAGAACUCUAUAACAUUAUCUAUCGAUGCAAAGAUGUGAUCCAAACCAGGUUUGCCAUAUAUAUUAUUGCAGUUUAUUUCAGAUGUUUACGAUGAUUUACUUUCAUUUACUCAAUACCUGAUUCACACAUUUCCUCUGAGUAUUAAGGUUCAGAGUUUCUGAUCAGUAUACCAAACAGGGGCUUUAGUAAUGGUUAUAAUCGCAUCACCUAAUCAAUAAACUCCCUAAAGCAACACGACAUGAAGAUAAUUUUAAUUUUUAUUUAUUUAUACUUUGGAUGCAAGGUAAUUAAAAUUAAAAUUACGUGGGUAAUUUGAAAUUUUAAUAACUCAGUGGUUGAAUGAUUACAUAACAUUUGCUCAGUUUUUACUCUUUGCUUGUAGAUCUUGAACUACAACGAAAACGUUCAUGUAAUAUAGCUGUAAUACUUACAGGCAAUAUCGUAAGUACAAUAAAUUUCAAUUCAACAUUUUUAUAUUAUUGCUACUUUAUAAUUCUCAUUUUUCUGUCAUAUUAUUCAUGUAAAUGUCAACAAUGUUUUCAAGUAUACUUUGUAAAAUGUAGUUUCAAACGAUACAAUAUAUCAUACAUACGUUUUCGACAUGA
Molecule: messenger RNA, 5016 nt
Organism: Neodiprion fabricii
Lineage: Eukaryota; Metazoa; Arthropoda; Insecta; Hymenoptera; Diprionidae
Exons: 14
Coding region: 226-4449 (1407 amino acids)
Source: RefSeq, a predicted model, not a curated record